Sphenostylis stenocarpa is the source of this 711-nucleotide messenger RNA. The record is from the annotation of a GenBank genome assembly. Lineage: Eukaryota; Viridiplantae; Streptophyta; Magnoliopsida; Fabales; Fabaceae.
AUGUGCACUUUGGAGAAGAGAGGCAACAUCUUCAUCCUAACCCUCACCGGCGACGGCGAACACCGUCUCAACCCGACUCUCCUCGAUUCGAUCCAAUCCUCCCUCCGCCGAGUCCGCCAAGAAGCCACCGCCUCCUCUGCCCUCAUCACCACCGCGCAAGGCAAAUUCUUCUCUAACGGCUACGACCUCGCGUGGGGCCAGUCCUCCAAAGACCGCAUGAUCCUCAUGGACUCCCUCCUCCGCUCCGUCGUCUCAGACAUCCUCACACUCCCCAUGCCGACCAUCGCAGCCAUCACCGGCCACGCCUCCGCCGCCGGCUACACCCUUGCCCUCGCUCACGACUACCUCCUCAUGCGCAGCGACAGGGGAUUCCUCUACAUGAGCGAGCUCGACAUCAACCUUGUAAUUCCCGCCUGGUUCGUCACUCUCGUCGAAGCCAAGGUCCCCACGCCUGCAGCUCGGCGCCGGAUCGUCAUGAGCGCGGCUAAGCUCACAGCCGAGGAGGCGGUUCGGCUCGGCGUCAUAGACUCGGCUCACUCCAGCGCCGAUGACACCGUUGUGGCUGCGGUCGACUUAGCCACUGGUUUGGUGAAGAGAGGUUGGGAUGGACACGUGUACGCUCAGAAUCGGAAGGUCUUUUUGGGUCGCGUAAUCCAGGCCGUUGAAGACAAAUCUGAGAGAAAAACAUACACUCCUACUUCACGGCUUUAA